This is a messenger RNA of Musa acuminata AAA Group (dessert banana), 5908 nucleotides long. RefSeq lists its product as uncharacterized. NCBI's taxonomy places the organism in Eukaryota, Viridiplantae, Streptophyta, Magnoliopsida, Zingiberales, Musaceae. The transcript is spliced from 3 exons. The record is from RefSeq and is a predicted model, not a curated record. The coding region runs from base 5227 to 5586 and encodes 119 amino acids.
CCUGGCGCAGGAUCGGUUCCAAGCGAGGAUGUGGUAGGGUUCUUCAACCAAUGCGCUUCUCCAUAGAUCAGAGAAACUUGGUCUUUUCCUCAACUAGUCCAGGUUGAAUGUUCUGUUAUUUUGUUGAUGUCUUUGUGAGUGAUAUCUAGAAAUUGAUAACUAUUUCAUAUAUAAUUUUAAAAGAUUGCAUAUCCUUUUUCUUAAGAUUUUCAUCCUGUUUAUUUAGAUUUGUGAAUUGGCGUAAAUUGUAUCUUUUUUUCCCAUUAACCGUAAGCACUAACCUAACAAAAUAUGUUAAUCUAACAUAAUAAAACAGGGGAUCGAAGAGGUGUUAAUGACCACCAUGGUCAGAUGAUGCUGAGUGGAAGAGGCUAGUUCUUCUCAGUGGAUGUGAAGGGUAUCUUGAAUUUAAUCCCUAGCCUCUAGUAGAGUUCAUAACGUUCCACUGAAUGUUCUCUCUUGAACAAUAUGAUGAUUUUUGUUGCUUCAUGAGUGGUCAGGAUUGACCUCCUCUUUGGAGGAGGUCUGUGAGAUGGUCGGUUAAUUGAAAUAGUGGGAUCAUCCUCUUCAGGCAAAAACGCAAGUAAGAAUGUUAGUGGUUUUACCCCCACCUAAAAUUACUAGCAUUCAGAAUCAAUCUGUAGGAAAUUCUCCCUUAUAUGAUCUACCUAUUACAGGUGAGUAUUCUACUAAUGGGGUCUCCAGUAUUCACUUUCUUGUUAAACUAUUGGAAUCUUCAAUGCAGUCAUAAGCUUUUUGUCAUUUGAUUCACCAAUCAUGCUAUCCAGAUUUGUUUUCACUCUGCAUUGGGUGUUGCAGACAUGCAUUUGGGUGUUAUUUUGAUAUUGGAUACUCCGCAACUCUUUUUCCCUAAACUGUCACGGAUAUGGGUAAUCUAAAGUAUGAGGUAUGACACUUUGGUUGGAGAGAUCAAAUCCUAUACCUUCUUGUUUCUGCUUUAGAUUUGAUCUGUAUUCUUUAUAUGAACAUUGAUUAUCUAUAGCAGUCAUUCAAGUAUGAAUUAUGUAAAUGAUAAUCUGGGACAUACUUGUAUUGUGCAAAUUUGAAAUUUCAUAUCUUUUCAUGGUUGAUAUUGAUUGCUAUUUUCCCAUUGUAGGCUGAAGAAAGUAGGCUUAAGAAGACUAUGAGCUACGUACUAUGCCAGUAAUUAUUUGACAUCUUUGAGUUGUUGGUUGUUCUGUGUCAAGCUGAAUGCAUACUGAAACAUCAAGUUCUUUUACUGCACAAUAAUUACAAAUGGAGUUUGGUAGCUGGUCUUCAAAUGCAUUGAACAUUUUUAACAAUGGUUCAUCUAGAAAGUGGUGGCAGCAGGAGACACUUUCUAAUCUUUGAUUCAUUAUCAUCACUAAUAAAACUUGUCCUUGAAGACAAAAUUCACACGGUAUACACCUACUACCAUGGUGACAUUGCUUCCCAACUGAAUCAGAUCUAUUUUCAUGGAGCUGAUUGGUAUCACCGUAUGGAAUUUCUCAUAUGCAUUUAAUGUCAACAUAUGAUGGUCUUAACUAAAAACUUAUGUGCUGCAUCAACUGCAAUCUAGUUAGUGUAGAUGGUAUUGUCAUCUAAUUGGGAGGCAACCUUAAUUUGUGUUUUCUCACAUGCCUUCUGAUUAAUUUGGCAUAAGUUCUAUUCUUAUGAAACUACUUAUUAAUCUGUGCUCGAGUACCUUUAUAUGAUAUCAUAUGUAGUGGUCAAGUCUACUGUUCUAGAAUGUUAGAUCUAAGAUGCUAUUCUUGCAAAUCCCGAAGGUUGUCAAUGCAAGAGAAAAGUAUAAAAUCAUGUCAUUGGUGUGUGCUGGUUCAUAUCAAUUCCUCUCAGUUUGGUGGAAAUUGGAAACAUAAGUCGAUACCUAGGUUGACCUAAAUUUUGCACAUGGAUCACAUCCUGAUUCUUCAUCUAACAAUAUGUGUCAGCUGAUAUAGGACUCAGAAGAAAACCAACGUUUCUUUCAGUGGCUGAUAACCCCAAUAGGAAUAUUUGUUUAGGUCAAAUAGUUAUAAAUUUGUAUGCAUGUAAAUAAUUCAUUUUUCUGAACUAAUUACGUAAGUCAUAUUGCUGUGAGUUCUUCAAGCUUAUUAGAUUAAAACGCAGGAUGGUUGUUGAUGAUUUCAACUGCAAUUCGUUCAAAGAAAAUAGCCAAUGAACACAAUCUAUCAGUUCCAAGUAAAUACAAUAAUGUCAGAUGUUGCAUAUUGCUUAGCUAUAUAACUUUUUUCUCGACUUUUCUAUAGUGAGAUGCAUGCUAAGCCGAUUGUGGUAUAGGUAGUGAUUUCAUUUCACCAGUUGACACCUUUAUUUAUGAUUUUAAGGAAGAUUGCUGAAUUUUUAACUGUGAACUGUCUAUGAUGAUUUUCCAUUCUUGAGCAUGACAAAGUUAAUUUCGGCUGAAGCAAACUAAGUCAGCCAAGGGAAGCUGCUUCAAAUGAUUUCUGGUGACUAAACUGAACACAUUAGGAAGGAAUUUGGUUUUUCUCCCUUUAGCUACUGAAAGUAGCCCCCUGAUUGACAUAGGAAAAAAAUGUUAUUAUUUACUGUUAGAAUGUAAACGUCUCUUGCAGUUUGUACCUUUGGGACAGCCGUGCACUAGCAAGAAUGAUCACAACUAUUUUCUAAUUGACGUCAAUCAUAUGAUCGCAGGGGAAGGAAGUCUGAAGCCAGAUACGGGUAAGAAUUGGAAGAGCAUUUUACAUGUGUGACUCUUGCUUUCUCCUGAUUAUGGGAGCACCAUUUUAAUGUUUCUAUAAUCAGGAGAAAGCAAGAGUCACACCAUCACACCAUCACACUAAAUAUCUCUUAUCUAUUUGUCUUUCAGUUAUGACACCUGAAACACAUCUCUCUGCACACUAUUUUCUCCAUAUUUGAUGGUUCACAAAAUUCUUUCAUAAUGGACUAUAGAGGCAUAUCAGCAGACAUAUUUUCUUGAUUAUUCUACUACUACUGUCAAAAUACUAUGAUAAUUUUAUUGUGAUUAUGUUGCAUUUCCUUGUAGAACAUAAGAAAAAUAUUCAUUUUGGUGACCUACACAUGACCAUUUUAAAUUUACUCUCUGUUGUGAAACUACUUAGUUACUUGAUCGAGUCAUUUAUACUUUGUAAUUUUGAUUAAAGCACUAGAGUUACAGGCGCCUAUCUUUUGUCUAUUGACUUGAUUUCAGCUAGUAUUGAACGUAAAUCAGGCAGAUGUAAAAAUUCAUGUAUUCGCUACUUCUAUAAGCAUUCUGCUUUAGAUGUAUCCAAUCCCUAAAUCGUAUGAAUUCCAUUCCACCAUUCUUAUUCAAUUUACAGGUUAGUUAGCUUCGGUGUUCCUCACUCUGAUACAUUAGGAGAACUAAUGAAGCCUGAUGGGUAGGUCUUACAGAAUAUCUGAUCUUUGUUCCACCACUGAUUAUAUCAAUGAUGGACAUGGGAGCAGCAAUAUUUGCUACUCCACAUAUCAUCUCUCUCCGUGCACCUGAUAUUUUUCUUUCAACUGUUGGAUUAAUCAUUAGUCUAAUGGUACGCAAGCCCAUACGUAAUCGAACCAUAAAAAUUGGCACUUUAGGCUUAUCUAAAAUUCAAGACCUUUGGUAAGUUGUACUUAUCUGUCUUCCUCAAUCUUUUUGAAAUCCAUCUUCCUUGGUAGUACAGCAAAAUUUGUGAUCCACAAUUGAAGGUGGCCAGGAGCAACUUCUUGUUUGAAAUCCAUCUUCCUUGGUAGUACAGCAAAAUUUGUGAUCCACAAUUGAAGGUGGCCAGGAUCAACUUCUUGUUUGAAAUCCAUCUUCCUUGGUAGUACAGCAAAAUUUGUGAUCCACAAUUGAAGGUGGCCAGGAGCAACUUCUUGUUUGAAAUCCAUCUUCCUUGGUAGUACAGCAAAAUUUGUGAUCCACAAUUGAGGGUGGCCAGGAGCAACUUUGGAUAUGAUGAGAGGACGAGAAGAGAUGAAGAGAAGGGAUUGGAAGCUCAAGCAGGGCUUCUUCCAACUCCAGAAUGAUAAUGGGAAUAUCUCAAUGAAUGGGUAUGAGCUGAUUCCUCUCCUUUCGUUAGCAAGCGCAGUCCUUUUGCUUUUUUUUUUUUUGUCCUUUUGUACAGGUGAAGGGCCCCCCGAAUGAGUAGUCGUUGUGAUGUAGAUGGAAGAAGAUGUCAGUACUGAGAAAAGAUUCGAUUUUUACCUGAAGUCCGGAUAAAGUGGAAUCUUAUGCUAUGUUCUUCCGUAGCCCAUAAUUGAACCGAGUCCUGCACGCAUACCACAACAAACAGGUGGAGAGCAAGAGAUCCGUAAGAGUGGCAGAAAUUUUGAAGGAGAAGGAAGAUUUGAAGCCAUGUAAUCGUGUCUGAUGCUCCUCCUCUUCAUCAGGAUGGCUACGAGCUAUUGCUGCAAGUGUGAUACAGUUCAGAGCGUCAGAUGUGUGUGCGUGACAAUUCUACUCAGUGGCCGGUAGGUGCCAUGGGGCCCAUGCCAUGUGGCUGCUCUUGGACCUUGCCCAUUGUCUCAACCUUGGAGCUGAGGGCAUCAACAGCAACCUCACCGCAACGAAACAGGAAGCCACAGUGAUGGGGACGCGGAGAAGAAGACGAGCCUGGCAACGAAUUGGCUCGUCUGACGCGGAUGCAUCGCUUCAUAAGGAACCGCACCUAUAUGCAGCUACGUCACAGGUACCCUUCCUCAAGUAUAAAACCGUCUACGUUACAGAACGCCACCAUUCUAUACUCUAUGUUGAAGGAGAAAACUUUAUUGGAUAUUAAGCAUUUAUUGUGCUUUUUUAUCUUUGUUUAAAUGCUUUGUUCCAAGUUUGUGAGUGUCCUUAUUUGUCUGAUCAUAUUGUUCCGCUGUCUUUCUGUUGCUUGUUCAAUUUGCGUUUGAAUGUUUAUAUAGCGAUCGCGCACGUUUGCUCGUCCACUCUCUUUUUUGGCUAGAUAUACUGAAUCUUCGCCUGCUUCUUUCCUGUUCCCGAGUCCACGAAGAUUCUGAUGUGCCAUGCUCUUAUUGGCUUGUUCCUGAGACAGAGCGAAUCUAACACAGUUACUCCGUCGCCGCUGUCGAGAAGGCUACGUGGUUCGUGAGAUCUCCCUCAUCUCUUCUCCGCCAAUGGCCUCUCGUCUCCCACGUGAUCCCUGGCCCACGUCCUCGAAUGCCCUCCUGCCCGCACUCUACUUAUCGCCUUCCUCUUAGUUCUUCAUACUCUGCAACGCUGAAGCUUGCAGUGAUCGUGAUAGCAAGUGAGUCAUGGGCGAAUCAUCAUCAGCCUCCUACAUCCGCAUGGUGCAACAUCUGAUCGAGCAAUGCCUCGUCUUCCACAUGAGCAAGGACGAGUGCAUGGAGGCGCUCGCCAAGCACGCCGACAUAAAGCCCGUCAUCACUUCCACCGGUAUCCCAUCAUCCAUCAUCUUUCGUUUCAUGGAGCAUGAGAUAUAUGGUGUCGUGUCAUGUGUCGCAGUCUGGAAGGAGUUAGAGAAGGAGAACAAGGAGUUCUUCCAGGCGUACAUGAAAGAUCAAGCGGAGAAGGCCAUGGAGAUGGAGGCCGCGCAGAGGAUACAGAAGAUGCUAUCCGAGUCGGCCGCCAAAGAUUCGGAGAAGGAAGACUAAGAUCAGAACCCUCCAAUGCCGUCGCCAUCAGUAACCUCCAUGAAUUCUUAGUUAGUAUCACGUCUGUCGCGAUCGCGGCAAGAAGAUCGAGUCUAAUGUAUGGGCCGUGGAAUGGUGAGGAAGAAGUCUGUGGUGGUGUGCAUGGAAUCUGGGGUGUGGAGUAGUACGUACAUGUGUAAGCAUGGGGAUGGCUGAUCCCUCUAGAUGUAUAGGAUUCGCUAAACCUAAUUCGUACGCCGGUAAGCCAUCGUCAUCAGACCUGUCACGCUUUUCUGGGGGCAGCUUUCAGAUGAAUAAGACGUCAACGGUGGCUCUUCUUUUC